AUGAUUCCAAAAACACCUUCAGAAAUUACAGUUGAAUAUUUGAAGGAAAAACUUUCGAAUCAGCAACAUAUGAAUGGAAGGUUGGUUUGGCUUGAUAAAUUGGCUUCCGUUUCAUAUAAUAAUUCCAAUAUUCAGGGACAAUGCAGUCAAGUUGUUUUAUUUGAAUUAAAAGAUUCGGAGGGAAAUAUUCUGGAUGAAGUUUUUAUUAAAUUUGCAAAGGAUGAGAAUGAUAAGAGUAUUGCUCAUCAUGUGGAUAGAGACUUUCUAGCAGAAACAUCAGCCUACAAGAAGGAAAUAGCCUUCUAUCAAUAUUUAUUAAAUACUAAUAGUAUAAAUAAUUUAUUGAAUAGAAAUGUUGUUCCACCGGUUUAUGUAGCAGAAAUUGAUAGAAACAACAAGGAUCAAUUCAUAUUAAUUUUGAGAAAAUCAGGGAAGGCUUUAGAUCAAAUUGUUGGAUGUUCUACAGAGUUGAUUCGAUUAAUCUUGAAGGAGUGGGCAUUGAUACAAUCAGAAUUUUGGUAUACUGCAGAGGAUGAGGAGAAAUUCAAGGCUCAGUUGGUUGUGAAUGGAUAUGAUGUUAUGACUCCACUUCAUCACACUGUUACUUCAAUGAUUAAUAAGAAGAAUAAUAUUCUACCAGUAGAGGAAGUGGUUGAGGAGGUAAAACAAGUGUGGAAAGACAAAUGGGAAGACUAUCAUUAUGUUUUAAAGUACUUCUCUUCACAAACUGGUAUGAAACAAUUGGCAGAGAAUGCACUAGUGAUUGAUGAGCAAGUUUCUUCUGGAAAGAUUUUCGAAAUUGUUGAAGAAGGAUGCCAAGUACUCACCGCCAACAACAGGACACUCAAUCAUUGUGACUUUAGAUUAGACAAUAUGUUGCAAGUUUCGGAAGAAUCUGUUGCGUUUGUUGACUUUCAAUGUAUUGGAUUUGGUUCUUGUGGUUAUGAUUUAGGGUUUUUCAUAUCUUCCUGUUUAUUAAGUGAACAGGUGAAUGAUAAUUUUCAUAAUUUAAUGGAGAGUUAUUGGAAUAGUUUAAUUUGCAAUAAGCCAAUAAUAGAAAAAACCUAUUCAUUAGAGCAAUUGAAGAGAGAGACAAGAAAAGCAGCUGUUAUUCAACUCUCGCUCUACAUGUCCAUGUUCAGUGCUUGGAGACCAAUGAUUGAUUCUGGUGUUGAUUUAAAGAGUGCUGUUGGCAGAUUUUUUGAGUUGGUAAUUUGUGCAACAGAAAGAAUGUUAAAUUUUCAUGUUAAAUUUACCAGCUCAGAUUGA
This is a messenger RNA of Naegleria gruberi, 1269 nucleotides long. RefSeq lists its product as uncharacterized. The record is from RefSeq and is a predicted model, not a curated record. The transcript has a single exon. NCBI's taxonomy places the organism in Eukaryota, Heterolobosea, Eutetramitea, Acrasida, Naegleriidae. The coding region runs from base 1 to 1269 and encodes 422 amino acids.